GAAUUACAGCAUGCGGGCCAAAUGCCAGAAACUGUUGGAACACUGAAGGAAGUUAUAAAUGCUCCUGUAAGAAUGGGUUUACUGGAUGGAACUCGUUGUCUGGCUGCAAUGAUAUUGAUGAGUGUAAACUAGGUUCUCACAACUGUACUGGAAGCCUCCCAGUUUGUGUAAACUCCAUAGGAAGCUACACAUGUGUGGCCCCUGUAAAGCUGACAGGUGGAGCAACUUCUAGAGAAGGAACAGUUUAUGUUUGGAAUCAACUGAAUCAAAGAUAUGAAGGAGUUUGUGAUGAUUCAUGGGAUAUCCAAGAUGCGACGGUUGCCUGUAGAUGGCUUGGUUUUGGAGGAGGGUCCCCUACUACUAAUAGCUUUUUUGGUUCCGAAUCCAACUAUAUAAUGGAUGAUAUGAUGUGUACAGGAAGUGAGAGUAGUCUAUUCAGCUGUCCAUAUAAUCCUAAACAUAACUGUGGUCCUGGUGAGACAGCAGGGGUUAAGUGUUCAUAACUACAGUAGAAAUGAAUAAUAGUCAAAUAUUUAAUCAUGAAGCAUUAAUAGAAGCAUUAUUGUAUCACAUCUUUUAAUUAAUGCAUCAUUGAAAAUCACAUUUUUAGCAGUAGCAGAAAUUUCUUUUUAUAAUUAUUGCAAAAUAACCAUGGAUUUUAUAAAACAGCAAAUACAUCUUUAUGAACCUAAUAAUAAUAAAAUAAUACAAUGCAGGGACAUUAGUUCCAAAAC
Molecule: messenger RNA, 734 nt
Organism: Eurytemora carolleeae
Lineage: Eukaryota; Metazoa; Arthropoda; Copepoda; Calanoida; Temoridae
Product: deleted in malignant brain tumors 1 protein
Exons: 5
Cellular component (GO): membrane
Molecular function (GO): calcium ion binding
Source: RefSeq, a predicted model, not a curated record